Culex quinquefasciatus (southern house mosquito) is the source of this 4314-nucleotide messenger RNA. RefSeq lists its product as uncharacterized. Lineage: Eukaryota; Metazoa; Arthropoda; Insecta; Diptera; Culicidae. Gene Ontology annotation, biological process: DNA integration. The transcript has 6 exons. Gene Ontology annotation, molecular function: nucleic acid binding. Bases 1 to 4314 code for a protein of 1437 amino acids. The record is from RefSeq and is a predicted model, not a curated record.
AUGGAUGCCAACCAGUUUAAGCAGUUCAUGGCGCAACAAGCGACCAUGAUGGACAAAAUGAUCGAGAAAAUCCGUGUGCGGGAAGCACCGGCCGGAGCACCGGUUCUACCGGUUCCGACGCCGUCACCGCUGAUGGUGGACGGUGAUAUGGAAGAAAAUUUUGACUUUUUCGAGAGAAGUUGGGAGGACCGCGAAUCGGUCGACGAAUACUCAACCCGGCUGAAGACCCUGGCGAGAGUCGCCAAACUCGGAACGUUGAAUGAGGAGCUCAUAACCUACAAGCUGAUAACCUCAAACAAGUGGCCGCAGCUGAGAUCGAAGAUGUUGGCCAUGACGGAUCUCACCCUGGAGAAGGUCGUGGACAUGUGCAGGGCCGAGGAGAUAACGGCCAAACGCAGCCAAGACCUGGCUGUACCGGAUGCGGAGGUCAACAAGGUGGCCAAGUCGAACGUGCCGAGUGAAGCGCGGGUCCAGCAAGAAGAGUUCACGGAAGUGAAGGACGAAAGUGAAUCGGAGGAAGAGUCCGACGUCGAUGCGUCGUCGGAAGACAGUAGUGAGGAAUUUGAAAUCGGGAAGAUCAUCGACAACUCCGACAAGGGCGGAAGUGUGUCAGCAGAGUUGGAGCUGAAAAUCAGUGACAAGUGGAGAAAAGUGAUUAGUGAGUUGGACACAGGUGCCAACACAAGCCUGAUUGGCCAAGAGUGUCUCGUGAAGCUGUACGGAGGAAAGUGUCCAAUUAUUUUUCCGUCGAAGAUGCGACUCCAGAGCUUCGGCGGAAAUCCGAUCAAGGUGUUGGGCGAGGUUAAGAUUCCGUGCCGUCGGUCCGGAAGAAAGUAUCGAUUGGUGCUUCAAGUGGUGGAAGGCGCUCACCGACCUCUUCUGUCGGCAAAAGUGUCCCGUGUGCUCGGAUUUGUCAAGUUCUGCAAAUCGGUUUGCUUCGGUGGACCCGAUUCAACCUCGCCAGACAAGCUGCUCAAGGUAUACCGUGUGGAGGCCCAGAAGAUAGUCGACAAACACCAAAGCCUCUUCGAUGGGUACGGAAAGCUCGACGGUGAAGUCUCGUUGGAGGUUGACCACACCGUGCCACCGUCGAUUCAGCCACCACGGCGUGUACCGAUUGCCUUGCGCGGUCAGCUGAAGAAGGAGUUGGAAGUGCUGGAAAAGGAAGGAAUCGUUGUGAAGGAGCCGAGACACACUGACUGGGUCAGUAAUAUCGUCAUCGUCCAGCGAGGUGACCAGUCCAAGAAGAGCCUUCGUGUGUGCCUCGAUCCAGUUCCCCUCAACAAAGCACUGAAGCGACCUAAACUUCAGUUUGUGACCCUCGACGAAAUCCUUCCAGAGUUGGGGAAGGCCAAGGUCUUCUCUACCGUCGAUGCCAAAAAAGGAUUUUGGCAUGUGGUCCUGGAUGAACCAAGCAGCCAGCUGACGACGUUCUGGACUCCAUUUGGCAGAUACCGCUGGGUACGUCUACCCUUUGGUAUUGCACCGGCUCCGGAAAUAUUCCAGAUGAAGCUGCAGGGGGUUAUUCAAGGCUUGCCCGGUGUCGAGUGCAUCGCCGAUGAUCUGCUCGUGUUCGGAGUCGGAGAUACCUUUGAAGACGCGCUAGCAAACCACAACGUCUGUCUCGAGAAGCUGCUCUGUCGCCUUAAGGAGCACAACAUCAAGCUGAACAAGGAAAAGCUGAAACUGUGCGAGACCUCCGUGAAAUUCUACGGUCACGUACUGACGAACAAGGGACUCCAGCCAGACGAGACGAAAAUCUCAACCAUCCGUAACUAUCCUACUCCCACGGACCGCAAAGCUGUGCACCGUUUUAUCGGAAUGGUCAACUACCUGAGCAGAUUCAUCCCAAACUUGAGUGCGAACCUCACGAGUCUGCGAAAGCUCAUCGUGGAAUCCCAGCCGUGGCAGUGGACGAAAAUUGAAGCAGAGGAGUUCGAACGGGUCAAAUCUCUUGUCUCGGACACCGACACACUCCGUUACUACGAUGUUAACCAGCCAAUUACCGUGGAGUGCGACGCCAGUUGCUUUGGAUUGGGCGUUGCUGUGUACCAAGGGGACGGAGUAGUUGGGUACGCUUCUCGAACGUUGACACCGACAGAACAAAAUUAUGCGCAGAUCGAGAAGGAGCUUCUUGCGAUCUUGUUUGCAUGCAUUCGCUUCGAUCAACUUAUCGUCGGCAACCCGAAAGCAGUCAUCAAGACCGACCAUAAGCCGCUCCUGAACAUCUUCAACAAGCCCCUCCUUGCUGCUCCUCGCCGGCUGCAGCACAUGCUGCUGAACCUCCAACGCUAUCGGCUGACGGUCGAAUACGUAACUGGAAAGGACAACGUUGUGGCCGACGCUCUCUCUCGGGCCCCGACCAGAGACGACCAGCCGUGGGACCAGUACAAGAAACUGCACAUCUACAAAGUGUUCGAGGAGCUGGAAGACGUGAAGCUGAAGAACUUUCUAAGCAUUUCGGAUAGCCGCUUGGAUGAACGUGGCUGGCCGGCGUCGGCCGAACGGGUUCCGGACAGCGUGAGGAUUUAUUUUGGAUACCGGAACGAACUCUCGACGCAGAACGGCAUCGUCUUUCGAGGCGAUCGCAUCUUGGUGCCGCAGGUUCUUCGACGCAAGCUGAUUGAUUGUUGCCACAUUAGCCACAACGGAAUCGAAGCAACGCUGAAGCUGGCCAGGGCCAACCUUUUCUGGCCGGGCAUGAGUUCGCAGAUCACGGACGUCGUAAAGAGCUGCAGUGUCUGCGCCAAGUUUGCGGCUUCACAGCCACACCCACCGAUGAUCAGCCACAGCAUCCCGGUACACCCGUUUCAAAUGGUCUCGAUGGACGUCUUCUUCGCUGAGUACCGUGGGCACCGACGCAACUUCCUGGUUACUGUGGACCACUAUUCAGAUUUCUUAGAGGUCGACAUUCUGAAGGAUUUGACGCCACAGUCGGUCAUAGCGGCAUGCCAGGAAAACUUCGCUCGACAUGGAAAGCCGCAGAGGAUGCUAACCGACAACGCUACAAACUUCGUGAACAAGCAGAUGAUGAAGUUUGCCGAGGACUGGGACUUCGAGCUAGUAACAUCAGCGCCGCACCACCAGCAAGCAAACGGUAAGUCCGAAGCCGCCGUCAAAAUUGCCAAGCGCCUGCUUGCGAAAGCAAACGAAACUGGAACGGACUUCUGGUUCGCUCUGUUGCACUGGAGGAACAUCCCAAACAAGAUUGGGUCCAGUCCCGUCGCCCGUUUGUUUUCACGCUCAACGCGAUGUGGCGUUCCGAGCACGGCAGCGAACUUGGUUCCGAAGGUGGUGGAGAAUGUGCCUGCGUCAAUCGAGGAGAAUCGUAAGCGGAUCAAGUACCAGUACGACAAGAAAGCUCGUAACCUACCUGAGCUGGAAACUGGGUCUCCGGUUUUCGUGCAGCUAACACCGCAAACGUCGAAGCUGUGGACACCUGCCGUCAUCUCCAACCGCCUCAGCGAGCGCUCGUACACAGUGGAAGUGAACGGAAAGGACUACCGUCGCAGCCUGGUUCACCUGAAGCCACGUAAAGAACAUUCCACAUCGCCUGCCCGUCUGUCGCCAACUGUUCCAGAACCAAGAGCUGUCCAACCGGAUCACCCCGAAGCUGAUGCCACUCGCCGUUUGACUUCGGUUGAACUUGAUUGUCAACUGCCCGCAGCUAGCCCGUUAGAACCAACGAUUGCUGUGAUGCCACCGCCAGGAUCGUCGAAUACAACGCCGUCUGAGACAACACGUGAUCGACGUUCAACGCUGCCUGCGUCCGAGUGGACAAGUCGUGCUCCCGCGAAGGGUCGUCAAUCGCCCUUCCCAUCGGCGGAACCAGGAGGUUUCCGCGAGCAGCUCGUCCAUCUCGGAUUGGUCGGCCUGGGUUGCGACCACCCCCGUCGUCUGGCGCCUUCCCGCGCCAUCACCGUCAAGGACGACCACCCUCAGGCCGCUGGCCUUAACCGCAAAGGAGGGUCCCCUCUCGGCACGCCCGCAUCAGUGGACUCUGGGGCUGCCGAUCAGCCAAUGAGGGAAGACGCCUGCCCACCGGAACCAGCAACACCCGCUGGUCGUCCAUCAUCCCGGCACGGAAGCCGGAAGAACCGACGCCGCCCAAGGAGGCCGGCGAACAACACUGCAUCUGGCGCCGAAGUCCAGACUCGCAGCCAAGAACAAAGGGCCGCCGCAUCCGUCAGCAACAACAAUACCCCCCCCCCCUUUGGGGCAGUUCCCGCCGCAGAGUGGAGGUUGGACGAACUCCUCUGCCGGCCCGCAAUCGCCGGAGGCGAACCAUCAGCUGAGCGGAUCACGGUAUGUUAG